Molecule: messenger RNA, 411 nt
Organism: Penicillium diatomitis
Lineage: Eukaryota; Fungi; Ascomycota; Eurotiomycetes; Eurotiales; Aspergillaceae
Product: Zn(II)2Cys6 transcription factor domain-containing protein
Exons: 3
Coding region: 1-411 (136 amino acids)
Biological process (GO): regulation of DNA-templated transcription
Cellular component (GO): nucleus
Molecular function (GO): zinc ion binding; DNA-binding transcription factor activity, RNA polymerase II-specific
Source: RefSeq, a predicted model, not a curated record
AUGUCGCUCUCAGAAGCGCGGCCCGCAAAGCGAGCACGCCAGGCUUGCUUAACCUGUCGGUAUGUUACGGAUCUGGAUUUGGAAAAACGCGUGGUUAACUUUGAUAAAUCGAAUUACAGUCGAAAGAAGACAAGAUGCCCGGGCGAGAAACCCGUGUGUUCGUUCUGCAUGCGACUUGGUCAGACGUGCACGUAUGGAGGUGUCGAAGUAGAGGAGCGAGUACCGGAUUCAAAAAGCCGUCUUACCAAACGUGUCUCUGAGUUGGAGAGCGAGCUCAAGAGGCUUGCCGAUUAUGUCAAGCAUACUUCGACGGAGCCAAACAGAAGUCAAAGUCUGCCGACAGUGCAAGAACCAAAUGCUAGUCCUAGUUUCGGACCACACGAAAUAUCUCGUGAUGCAUCACUCGAGUGA